GACUGCGAGCCGGGGGCGUGGGAGCCGCGCGUGGCGAGCCGGGUUCCAGAGGCGCCAGACUCCGGCGUGCGCCCUCCUCCCUCGCGGGCCCCGGCCGGGCCGUGGGGGGCAGCAUGCCCGCGCGCGCCGCCUGAGGACGCCGGCCCGGUCCCCGCCAUGGGCGCCCCGGCCCGCGCGCUGGCACUCUGCGUGGCCGUGGUGGUCGUGGCCGGCGUGGUCUGGGAGCCUGCGGGUCCGGAGCGGCGUGUGGUGCGGAGAGCCGCAGGAGCUCUGUGGAAUGUGUCUGGGUGGAGACUGAGGUGGGCAGGGGUGCCCGGGUUGGAGCCAAGCCAACAGGAGCAGGUGGUCUUUGGCAGUGGGGACACCGUGGAGCUGAGCUGCCACCUUCCUGGUGGUGGCCCCCUGGGGCCCACCGUCUGGGUCAAGGACGGCAAGGGGCUGGCGUCCUCGGACCGCAUCCUGGUCGGGCCUCAACGGCUGCAGGUGCUGAACGCCUCCCAGGAGGACGCGGGGGCCUACAGCUGCCGGCAGCGGCUCACGCAGCGCGUGCUGUGCCACUUCGUCGUGCGGCUGACCGAGGCUCCAUCCUCGGGAGAUGACGAAGACAGCGAGGAUGAGGCCGAAGACACAGGGGCCCCUUACUGGACUCGGCCCGAGCGGAUGGACAAGAAGCUGCUGGCGGUGCCGGCCGCCAACACCGUCCGCUUCCGCUGCCCGGCCGCCGGCAACCCGACGCCCUCCAUCUCCUGGCUGAAGAACGGCAAAGAGUUUCGCGCGGAGCACCGCAUCGGCGGCAUCAAGCUGCGGCACCAGCAGUGGAGCCUGGUGAUGGAGAGCGUGGUGCCGUCGGACCGCGGCAACUACACGUGCGUGGUGGAGAACAAGUUCGGCAGCAUCCGGCAGACGUACACGCUGGACGUGCUGGAGCGCUCCCCGCACCGGCCCAUCCUGCAGGCCGGGCUGCCCGCCAACCAGACGGCCGUGCUGGGCAGCGACGUGGAGUUCCACUGCAAGGUGUACAGCGACGCGCAGCCGCACAUCCAGUGGCUGAAGCACGUGGAGGUGAACGGCAGCAAGGUGGGCCCCGACGGCACGCCCUACGUCACCGUGCUAAAGUCCUGGAUCAGUGAGAAUGUGGAGGCCGAUGCGCGCCUGCGUCUGGCCAAUGUGUCGGAGCGGGACGGGGGCGAGUACCUCUGUAGAGCCACCAAUUUCAUAGGCGUGGCCGAGAAGGCCUUUUGGCUGCGUGUUCACGGGCCCCAAGCAGCCGAGGAGGAGCUGGCGGCGGCCGGCGAGGCGGGCAGCGUGUACGCGGGCGUCCUCAGCUACGGCGCGGGCUUCUUCCUCUUCAUCCUGGUGGUGGGCGCCGUGACGCUCUGCCGCCUGCGCAGCCCCCCCAAGAAGGGGCUGGGCUCCCCGACGGUGCACAAGGUGUCCCGCUUUCCGCUGAAGCGCCAGCAGGUGUCCUUGGAGUCCAGCUCGUCCAUGAACUCCACGACGCCGCUGGUGCGCGUCGCACGGCUGUCCUCCGCCGAGGGGCCCACGCUGGCCAACGUGUCCGAGCUGGAGCUGCCCGCCGACCCACAGUGGGAGCUGUCCCGGGCCAGGCUGACCCUGGGGAAGCCCCUGGGAGAGGGCUGCUUCGGCCAGGUGGUCAUGGCCGAGGCCAUCGGCAUCGACAAGGACCGGGCCGCCAAGCCUGUCACCGUGGCUGUGAAGAUGCUGAAAGACGACGCCACCGACAAGGACCUGUCGGACCUGGUGUCGGAGAUGGAGAUGAUGAAGAUGAUUGGGAAGCACAAGAAUAUCAUCAACCUGCUGGGCGCCUGCACGCAGGGCGGGCCCCUGUACGUGCUGGUGGAGUUCGCGGCCAAGGGCAACCUGCGGGAGUACCUGCGGGCGCGCCGGCCUCCGGGCAUGGACUACUCGUUCGACACCUGUAGGCUGCCCGAGGAGCAGCUCACCUUCAAGGACCUGGUGUCCUGCGCCUACCAGGUGGCCCGGGGCAUGGAGUACCUGGCCUCACAGAAGUGCAUCCACAGGGACCUGGCCGCCCGCAACGUGCUGGUGACCGAGGACAACGUGAUGAAGAUCGCGGACUUCGGCCUGGCCCGCGAUGUGCACAACCUCGACUACUACAAGAAGACCACCAAUGGCAGGCUGCCCGUGAAAUGGAUGGCGCCCGAGGCACUGUUUGACCGCGUCUACACCCACCAGAGCGACGUCUGGUCCUUUGGGGUGCUGCUCUGGGAGAUCUUCACGCUGGGGGGCUCGCCGUACCCCGGCAUCCCUGUGGAGGAACUGUUCAAGCUGCUGAGAGAGGGCCACCGCAUGGACAAGCCGGCCAACUGCACGCACGACCUGUACAUGGUCAUGCGCGAGUGCUGGCAUGCGGCGCCCUCGCAGAGGCCCACCUUCAAGCAGCUCGUGGAGGACCUGGACCGCGUCCUCACCGUGACGUCCACUGACGAGUACCUGGACCUGUCGGCGCCCUUCGAGCAGUACUCCCCGGGCGGCCAGGACAGCCCCAGCGCCAGCUCCUCCGGGGACGACUCCGUGUUCACCCACGACCUGCUGCCCCCCGCGCCCCCCAGCAGCGGGGGCCCGCGGACUUGAAGGGCUGUGAGAGCCCACCCUGCCGCCGCUGCCCAGUGCCCUGGCCUUGGGUGCGCGCGCGUGUGCGUGUGUGCGCGCGUGUGUGCGUGUGUGGCUCUGUCCCGAGGCCCCGGACAAGGACAGCAGCACGGAGGGGACCAGAAGUAGAAUGUAGGGGACGCCCCCCCCCCACCGCCAGACCCCCGGGAGGGAGAGCGAGCGGCCGGGCUGAGCGGAGCCUGCCCUGCCCGGGGGCUCCGAGACAGAUUACGGGUACCUGAAGGCGGGAGCCGUGGCCUCUGCCCCGCAGGCUUCUUCCAGAAGCGCGAGUGUGGACCUCCGCGUCCGGGAGGAGGGGGCCGCUGGCGCCGCCCACGCAGAGACCCGCGGGGCGCGAGGGAUUUCCUGGCACUGCAGUUUUGUUCUAAAAAUUGUACCUGGACCUGGAUAUUUAUCGACCCCAGAGCCCCGGCCCCGCCCCGGCCCCUUUUAACUUAUUCACAGCCGAGCCGGCCGAGCCCGGCGCUCGCCGCGGAGGUGGUCCGUGCGGACGGCUCGUUCCCCUCGGCCGUCUCUGGCGGGGAAAUGAGAUUUCUGGAGGGGAUUUGGUUUUUUGACUUCAAGGCGAGCUGGUAUUUCCACACCAACCCUGCUUCUAAUUGCUGCCUGUUCCGGGCGGGGAGGGCCGGCCCUGCGUGCAGGCUCCGAUGUUGUCAGAUGUUACAAGUUUAUAUCUAUCUAUAUCUAUAAUUUAUUGCGUUUUUACAAGGUGCAUUUGCCGUAGACUUAACACUUCUUGCGCAACGCUUCUAGACUUUUACAGCCUGGGCUGCUACCUUUCAAAGCUUGGGAGUGAAAGCUGCCAGUCGAGUUUCUCCCUUUUUGUACUGUUUGGGUGGCCGGCUGUCCCUGCACGGCCAGCAGCAGCCAGCGGGGCGGGGCCAGUGGCCCAGUGGGCAGGGUUGCCAGGCCCCGGUGGUGGGUGUGGCUGUGUUAACCAGAACAUAAAGAUGACCGGUUCCGA
Lepus europaeus (European hare) is the source of this 3619-nucleotide messenger RNA. RefSeq names its product fibroblast growth factor receptor 3 (gene FGFR3). Lineage: Eukaryota; Metazoa; Chordata; Mammalia; Lagomorpha; Leporidae. Gene Ontology annotation, molecular function: fibroblast growth factor binding; ATP binding; fibroblast growth factor receptor activity. The record is from RefSeq and is a predicted model, not a curated record. The transcript has 19 exons. Gene Ontology annotation, cellular component: signaling receptor complex; membrane. Gene Ontology annotation, biological process: protein phosphorylation; positive regulation of kinase activity; fibroblast growth factor receptor signaling pathway. Bases 157 to 2616 code for a protein of 819 amino acids.